UAAUUAAUUAAUGUUAAUUAUCUUCAUUUUCUUUUUCACCUUUAACCUUUUGACUUGAUUAAUGUUCCAUGAAUAACUAGAGAAAACUGUUUACUGUCAACUAUUCGUUUCGCUUUGUUUAUUCAUCAUCGAUUCGUUUGUUAGAUUGUGACAUUUGUUUGUUUUUUUUUCUUUCUCUCUCUUGUUUGGUUUCAAGUUUGGAAUUAAUUUUAAAUAUGUUUCAUUGAUUUAUUUUUAUAUUCUUUUCAAAUGAAUCAGAUUAAUUUUGUCUAAUUGUGGUGGUGAUUAUCAUCAUGUUUCCGGUUUUCUUUUUCUGGAGAUUUAUAAUCUAAUUAUAAAUUUAAUCUCUGUGUGUUGUGUUCAUCAUCAUGAUCUUUGGAUGGAUUUUGAUUUUUUUGAGAAUUGAUUUUCUAUUUUUAUAAUUGUUGAUGAUUCAAUUGGUUUACCAAUGGUUAAAGUAAUUCUCUAUUAUGAUUAGAAAUUGUUGGAAAUUAAUCAGAUCGGAUCAAUCUUUUCGCCGGGAAAAGAGUGAUGUUCAAUUACUGUUACGGAUCAAUUGGAUUGUCAACAAAUAGACCAGCCGAACAAACAAAAUUACAUGUAAUCAUUGGAGGUAAUCAAUUUGAUGAUAGCUGUUGAUUGUCACAAUUAGACAAAGAAGAUGAUGAAGAAAAGAAAUCAUCAAUUGGAAAAUCAAUUGAAUUUAUCACACCAAUGAGAAACAAUUAGAUGAUCAGAUGAUUUAAAUGAGCAACUUUCUUGAUUGACUGAUUGUCUAAAUUAAAAGCCACGGAUUCUUUUGGAUUAAUCCAGUUAAUUUAAAAGAUUGUGACUCCAUUUAGAUUGUGAUUCUUUCACUGCCAACCCGUUGGUACGUAAAUUAAAUUGUGCCCUAUCAAGACGGAGAAGUGAAAAAAUCGCGUGGUGGUUACUAUGGAUAACCAGGAAAAAGUGACCAUUCCCUGUCCAUGGGAUAGUGCUAAUUUCUGGUCUCGAACUUCAUUCGCUUGGAAUUUAUCCUUAUUCAAGAGAGGAUAUAAAAAAGAUUUGGAGCUAACCGAUAUGUACCGAUGUAGUACCAGCGAUGAAGCGGACAAAGUUUACAAUAAAUUGUCUGUAGAAUGGGCCAAGGAGAUGAAGAAAAAGCAACCAAGCUUAGCGAGAGCUUUACUUAGAGCAUUUGGUUAUCGUUACAUGUUAAUCUCAUUUCUUAUUCUUGGCUAUGAGGAUUUUUUCAUUCGGAUUAUUCAACCUUUCUUUCUUGGUGCAAUAGUUAAUUACUUUGGUAGAGGAAUAGAAAAGGAAAAAGAAUCAAAUAAUUUACUCUAUUACACCAUUGGAUUCUGUUUCUGUUCCAUAUCGUUUGUUGUUACUCAUCAUCCAUGGUUCGCAAAUGCUGCUCGAUACGGAAUGAAGGCUCGAGUUGCCGUUCAACGAUUAAUGUUAGAUAAACUGUUAACCCUUUCGAAAUCAUCUAUUCUCAACAAUGAGAUUGGUCAAAUUGUUAACCUAAUGUCCAACGAUGUUCAAAGGUUUGAUGAGUGCUCUUGGUUUUUACCUUAUAUGAUUAUUGCUCCUAUUCAAACGAUUAUCAUUUCUUUCAUUAUUUGGUCUUAUAUUGGUUACUCUUAUUUAGCCGGAUUUGCGGUCAUUUGUAUUUUCGUCCCUUUUCAAUUAUUGAUGGGCUCAUCUUUUGGGAAAACCCGACGGAAUACCGCUGGUUUUACCGAUGAACGGAUAAGAACAAUGACUGAAGUACUUUCUGGAAUUAAAGUGAUCAAAAUGUACUCAUGGGAAAAACCUUUUGCCGAUAUGGUUCAAUCGUUACGAGAGAAAGAAGUUAAAAGUAUCAAAUGGUUCUGUUUUCUUCGUGCCAUCAAUAUGUCACUUUCGUUUGUCACCACUCGAGUUAUCAUCUUCUCAUGUUUUGUUACCCAUAUACUACGAGGUUUCCCGUUGAAAGCUGAUGCCAUUUUCGUAACUUUGGCUUUAUUCAAUACGCUUCGGAUAACGUUGACACUUCAAUUUCCUCAAGCGGUUUCAACCUUUUUCGAAGCACUGGUUUCAUGUAAACGAAUUACGUCCUUGUUAGUAUUGGAAAAUGUUGUCAAUUCAAAUUCGAUUGCUGUUGAUAAUCCGGUCGAGACUCGAUUUGUGCACAUUGAUAAAUUAACUUCUUAUUGGGAUCCAUCUGAUGACGAUUCUUGUCUGGAAAAUAUUAACUUACAAGUAAAUCAAGGUGAUCUUAUGGUGAUUAUUGGUUCUACCGGGAGUGGGAAAACUUCCCUACUGUUGGCAAUUCUUGACGAGAUUCACAAUAAGACUGGUAGAGUUAUACGAAAUGGUACAAUUUCUUAUGCUUCACAGGAAAUUUGGUCUUUCAAUGCAAGUAUUAGGGAAAAUAUUCUUUUCGGUCAACCAUUUAAUCCCGAAAGAUACAAACGUGUACUCGCAGCGAGUACUCUGGAGCGUGAUAUCAUGUCCUUACCCUUUGGUGAUUCCACCUUAGUUGGUGAGAGAGGUAUUGGUCUUAGUGGUGGUCAAAGAGCGAGAGUUUCUCUUGCCAGAGCAAUUUAUCGUGAAGCUGAUAUUUACCUUCUUGAUGAUCCUUUGAGUGCUGUUGAUGCUCAUGUUGCAAAUCUUAUAUUUGAACGGUGUAUUAGAGAUUUUCUUUCUGGAAAAGCGGUUUUAUUGGUAACCCAUCAAAUUCAAUUCUUACAGAAAGCUAGUAAAAUUGUUUUAAUGCACGACGGUAAAGCGACCUUGUUUAAUUCCCUUACUGAACUUCAAGCAGCCAAAGUUGAUUUAGUCAGUGAAAUAUCAAAGGAAACAGCUAAAAGUAAAUUGAUUAAGGCCAAAAGAGCUCGAAAACGGGCUGAAAAACAACGUAAAUCAAAAGACGUGGCACAUUCACCGGUCAACUCAACUCCAUCUCGAGAUUCAACCGCUUCCCAACUUUCCGUGGGCUCUAUGCCUAUGGGAGCGAUUGAUAUUGUCCCAAUUAUGCAACCAUCACCUGAAGUUGAACAAUAUUCUAGAGGAACAGUUAAAACUAAAGUAUAUUGGGCUUAUCUGAAAUCGGGGGCCAAUUGUUUCCUUGGAUUAGCAACAUUGGCUACCAAUAUAUUGUCCCAAGUAUUUUUCACCUCUAAUGACCUUUGGCUAUCCAAUUGGACGGAUUCCUUUUCUGGUUCAUUAAUGAAAAAAUUUCGAGACAAUUUAAUCAUGGAAUGGCUUUGGUCUCGAUCACCAGUUGGGUUUUACAGUUUACCAAUCAUGGACUUUGAAUCGGCUGGUUAUCGGUCUGAUGUUCCCGAUUCGCAAGAUCCUAAUUUAACAUAUAACAUUGGCAUCUAUUCAUCAUUAAUCAUCGGACUUUUUGUAACCAGUAUUCUAAGGUCAACUUUACUUUUCCGUAUCUGUAACAAUGCCUCGAUUAACCUUCACAAUGUCAUCUUUUAUCGUGUCCUACGAUCACCAAUGUCACUCUUCGAGUCUAAUCCGAUAGGCAGAAUUUUAAAUCGCUUCUCUAGAGAUCUUUCAAUCAUCGAUGAACUUUUACCAUCAACUGCGUUUGAUUUAAUUCUGAAUUCAUUUACUGCAAUUGGUUGUAUAUUUGUUAUUGCCUAUGUUUCACCUUCAUUAAUUAUUCCAGCCAUUUUCUUGUUGAUUAGUGUACUUGCAUUAAGAAAGUUUUAUAUCCGCUCAGGGAGAGACAUUAAAAGACUUGAAUCAGUUGCUCGAAGUCCGGUUUAUUCGUUAAUCCAAUCAAUUGUCGAAGGAAUUGUAACAAUUAGAUCAUAUAAAGUGGAAGAUUUAUUUUGCCGUCGAUUUGAGGCUCACCUUAAUGAUCAUUCGGGUACCUGGUUCACCUUUAUUUGUGCUUCAAGAGCAUUGGGAGUUUUCACUGAUUAUUUUUGUCUACUAUACAUAAUCAUUGUUACCACUGUAAUUGUCACCAUCACUCAAGAUAAUGCUCCUGGAGAAGUUGGUGUUGCCCUUUCAUCGGUGGUCAUUCUUAUCGGUCUUUUCCAAUGGUCUGUUCGUCAAUCAGCUGAAUUUGAGAGUCAAAUGACUGCCGUUGAACGAGUCAUUGAAUAUACUGAGAUAGAAACUGAAGCUCCUCCAAUUACUGAUGUUAUCCCACCAGCGACUUGGCCUGAUUCUGGUGCCAUUGAAUUUGAACAUGUUAGUCUUAAAUAUCCAUCAGCGAUUAAACCAACACUUGAAGAUAUCAAUAUAACCAUAAAGCCUAAAGAAAAGAUUGGAGUAGUGGGUCGAACAGGAGCUGGAAAAAGUUCCCUCUUGUCGUGUCUUUUCAGAAUCGUCGAACCGAAAGGUUCAAUAACUAUCGAUAAAGUCAAUAUCAUGAGUCUUGGAUUGGACACUCUUCGUAAAAAAAUCUCAAUCAUUCCACAAGAAGCAGUUCUAUUUGCUGGUACAAUUCGUUACAAUCUAGAUCCAUUUAAAGAGCACUCAGAUGCCGAAAUUUGGGAAGCUUUGGGCGAUGUUCAAUUACGAGAAACUGUUGAUGAGUUUAAUGGAAAAUUAGAGUAUGAAAUUCGUGAAGGUGGAAGUAACUUUUCGGUGGGUCAACGGCAAUUGGUCUGUUUGGCUCGAGCUUUGCUUCGUAAUAACAAAAUUCUUGUCAUCGACGAGGCUACCGCUAAUGUGGACUAUUCAACUGAUCUUGUUAUUCAAAAUACGAUUAGAACCAAAUUCUCUGAAUGUACAACACUUACGAUUGCACAUCGAUUAAAUACCAUAAUUGACUCGGAUCGUGUUCUGGUUCUAGAUGCUGGUCAAGUUGCCGAAUUUGAUUCACCAUUUAAUUUACUUAAAGAUAAAUCGACAUUAUUUUCAAAAUUAGUUUCACAAACGGGCAAAGCGAUGGCACGAAAACUACGACAUGCAGCCGAUGAAUUUGAAAAAGCCCGACAACGAGGUGUCCAAGUUAUGUUCAGAGAACUGGUCAAGCCGAAAACGAAAACAUUACCUCUUCCCAAUCAAAUGAUUUCACCAAAGAAAAAAUAAUUUCACUUCCUUACUCAUUUGUAAUAUUAUCCUUUUUAAUAUAAUCCUUAAUUGUCAACAAUUGAUUGUUAUACUUUUCCCUUUCCAUUUUUUUCUAUGACUACAAUAAUUUUUUUCUAAUCAAUCAUAUCAUUUCAACUUUGGUGACAUAACUAUUUUCUCAUUUUUAUGAUGAUCAUCAUUAUUUUAAAAAGUUAACCAAUGAUAUAUGAAAGCUUUCAAAUCCAAAGCUUGACCAAAUAGUGGACACUCACUCACACACCCAAGGUAAUAACAUUUCAACUUACUGAGAUGAUUUAUCUGAAUCUUGUCGAUGCUCAAGAUUGUUGACAUUUUCCCAUCUCUCUCUCUCACUGACCGAUCUACUUUCCCGCCCUGUUAUCAAAAUAAUAACAUUAAUGAUGAAAUUCACUAACGAUAAUAAACUGGAGAAACAAAAAAAUGUGAAAUCGUUUCAAAGAAAGAAGAAGAGAGAACAGAAAAAAAUCGAACAAGAAAAGUUCUAAAUGGACUUUAAGAACGUAAGAGUAAAUCUUGAGAAGAGAAGUUAUUUUUUUCUCUUCCAUCUGUAUUUCGAAACUGAUGGUGGGAAAGUUACAUGGAAAGGAUAUAAUAACAGAAAGGAAACAACAACAGGAAAUAAGAGAAAGUGGACAAUGGUCAAUAUAUAAAAAAGCAUCAAUAUUAGAACAUGAGAUCGAGUCACACCUUCGUUUAAUACUUUUGGUCAGAAAACUCACAGAAAGACACACUCACAUGAAGGAAGAGAUAAAGACGAUGGACAUGAUGAAUUCUUAUUCCGUUUCUUAGUUUGCUCUCUUUUUUAUGAUGAUGACCAAUAAGGAGAUGGUCAAAUGGCUGAUCCAAAAAGAAAAGAUUUUUUCCUUUUUUUCUAAAAGAGAUAAAGUUCUGAGGGAAAAAAAGAUUUUUCUUCCUUCUCAACAUCAUGAUUCUGUUUCUAUCCCUCUGAUGUACACCUUCUUGAUUCAGAAUCAUGAUGGAAACUUGAAAAUAUUGGAUUUUCCUUCUUAUUUAUCUUCAUGUGAACAAAUUAUUAUUCUCAAUGAAAUAUCAUG
Panonychus citri (citrus red mite) is the source of this 6110-nucleotide messenger RNA. Its product is annotated as ATP-binding cassette sub-family C member 4-like. The record is from RefSeq and is a predicted model, not a curated record. Gene Ontology annotation, biological process: transmembrane transport. Gene Ontology annotation, cellular component: membrane. The transcript has 14 exons. Lineage: Eukaryota; Metazoa; Arthropoda; Arachnida; Trombidiformes; Tetranychidae. Gene Ontology annotation, molecular function: ABC-type transporter activity; ATP hydrolysis activity; ATP binding. Bases 934 to 5034 code for a protein of 1366 amino acids.